AUGAAACCCUUCGUUUGUAUUUUGGUGAUAUUGGCGGCUUUAGUAGCCAGCGGUCAGGCUCACAAUGUGCGAAAACGUUCACUUGAUGCCUUAUUAGGCGGUGGUGGUGGUGGCGGCGGCGGAGGUGCCGGUGGUAUUGGUGCUUUAUUAGCAUCAAAAUUAGGUGGACUCGGCGGCGGCGGCGGUGGUGGAGGAGGUGGCGGUCUCGGCGGCCUCGGCGGCUUGGGCAGUCUAUUCUCUGGUAAACUUGGCGGUCUUGGUGGCGGUUUCGGUGGUGCUUCAGCUGGUGGUGGCAGUUAUGGUGGUGGCAGCUAUGGCGGUGGCCACUCUGGUGGUUAUGGCGGUGGUCACUCAGGUGGUUAUAGCGGUGGCCACUCUGGUGGUUAUGGCGGUGGUCACUCUGGUGGUUACGGCGGUGGUUAUGGCGGUGGCCACUCAGGUGGUUAUUCCGGUGGAUAUUCUGGUGGUAAUGCCGGAGGUGUUGCUGAAAAAGUCAUCAUUGUUAAAGUUAUUUCCGAAGGCGGUCAUGGUGGUUAUUCCGGCGGUGGCGGUUAUGCAGGUGGUCAAUCUGGUGGUUACGCUGGUGGUCACUCUGGUGGUUAUGCUGGUGGUCACUCCGGUGGCUAUUCCGGCGGUCACUCCGGUGGCUAUUCCGGUGGUCACUCUGGCGGUGGCGGCUAUGGUAGCGGUGCCGGUGCUGGGGGUUAUUCUGGUGGUGCCAGCAGCGGAUGGAAUAAGGGUUGGUAA
Molecule: messenger RNA, 747 nt
Organism: Teleopsis dalmanni
Lineage: Eukaryota; Metazoa; Arthropoda; Insecta; Diptera; Diopsidae
Product: glycine-rich cell wall structural protein
Exons: 1
Coding region: 1-747 (248 amino acids)
Source: RefSeq, a predicted model, not a curated record